Messenger RNA from Caenorhabditis bovis, 1317 nucleotides. Lineage: Eukaryota; Metazoa; Nematoda; Chromadorea; Rhabditida; Rhabditidae. The record is from the annotation of a GenBank genome assembly.
AUGGAGACGAUCACGCCGGUGACGAUGAGGAUUGAGAGCGACGCGUUUCGCGGACUGUUCACACCGCAACUCGAGAAAUUGCGGAAAAUGUUUGAGAAGAGGAAUUUUGAGAUUCGAAUCGCCGGCGGUGCGGUUCGAGACAUUUUAAUGGGCAUCGUGCCAGCCGACGUCGAUUUCGCGAGCACGGCGACGCCGACCGAAAUGAAAGAAAUGUUCGAGAGCGAAAAUAUUCGAAUGUUGCACAAAAGAGGCGAAGAGCAUGGCACGAUCACGUGUCGAAUUGACGACGCCGAAAAUUUCGAGAUCACGACACUUCGCGUCGACGUCGUCUGCGAUGGUCGUCGGGCGACCGUCGAGUACACGAAAAACUGGCAGCUGGACGCGAAUCGACGCGAUUUGACGAUCAACUCGCUGUUUCUCGACCUCGAUGGCACCGUCGUCGACUAUUUCGGCGGAAUUCGCGACAUUCGCACGCGACGCGUCGCUUUUGUUGGCGACGCGCGACAAAGGAUUCAGGAGGAUUAUCUCCGAAUUCUGAGAUAUUUUCGAUUUUUUGGCCGAAUUUCUAACACAACCGAACACGAGCCGGACACGUUGAGUGCGAUAAAUGAGAAUAAAGACGGUAUGAAGGGCCUUAGCGCCGAACGAGUUUGGACAGAAUUGAAGAAAAUCGUCGUCGGACGAAUGGCUCCAGAAGUCGUCAAAACGAUGAUUGAGAAUUGCGCGUUGAACGCCUAUCUCGGAUUACCCGUAAAAUGCAAUAUUCAACGAUUCAAACAGGUCUACAAUCGAUUUCAUGGAAAAUUGGAGCCGAUGACGAUGAUCGCGUGUUUAUGCGAACGAAUAGAAGAGAUUGAGGAUUUUCACGCAAUGACCAAGCUUUCGAACCAGGAGCGCCUUCUCGGCGAAUUUCUGCUCGCCGAACGAGGCGAAGCGAUGCGAAAUUUGGAGAAUUCGAAAUAUUGGACGGAUCGGAUUGUCGAGCUCGAAGUUCGCCCGGGACAUGAUCCCGACAUUUCGCGCCUCCGCCAACGGACCAUUCAACUUGCGAUGAGUGUUCAGGCUCCCGACGAGGUCCUCCAGCUCGUUGAGACCUACAAAACGCCCAUAUUUGGUGUUUCAGGAAAAGAUUUAAUGGAAGCCGGCGUCAAAAAAGGUCCCAACGUUCGCAAUAUUCUGCAUUAUUUGUUCGAUAUUUGGAAAAAAAGCAAUUACGAGAUGGGCAAACGCGAAUUGAUGGAGCGCGCGAACGACGAGAAUAUUCCGCAGAUUGCCAGGAAGCGAUCGAAAACGCCGCCGAAAAAGCGGAAAUGCUAA